UAGAACCAUCGCUAUAGGUCGCAGGGCGCACGGCAAACGGACGAGAAAGGAGAGGGACGCGCGUAUCUGCCGGCGUGUGCGUGCGUGUUCGCGCGUUUUCGUGUACGUGUGACCCGAUCACGUACAAACGGCGGGCUACUCUACUCCAUAGGUGCCAAGGAUGUUUCUAGGCGCAUCGCGGACGUUCUAACAGAAAAUUGGCUUUUUUUUUUUUUUUUUUUUAUCAAACUCGUUCGUUCCGUUUUUUCGACUCCGAUUCUUCUCGUCGAAAUAAUUCGGAUAAACUUUUCUGACAUCAAAUACAACACGCGCGACAAAUGCGAAAAUAGAUUUGUUUUUUGUUAAAUGCAAAACACGCUGCAAAACUUUUACACAGCAUUGCAAUCACGUCUGCGAAUAGCAGACGUGGAGAAAAGAGAGACACGUGGUGUUUUAUUUUGCAGACUCAUGGAUCCGGGAAUUCUGUCAAGACUGAUACCCCAGAACAAGGAGCACAUACGACCUGCCUGUAAAAAAUGCGGCUACGCCGGACACUUAACCUAUCAGUGUCGCAAUUUCAUCAAAAUCGAUCCCAACAAGGAGAUAGUGCUCGAUGUCAGCAGCACGAGUUCGGACAGCGACGAGAAUUACGUGACUCCGUUGACGGAGCUGCGGGAACGUGAACUGAAGAAGAAGCUCAAGGAGGCCAAGAAGAAGCGCAAAGAAAAGAAGGCCAAGAAAAAACGCAAGAAACGCGAGAAGACAGACAGCAGCAGCAGCAGCAGCGAGUCAGAAUCCGAGUCGGAAUCGGAGUCCGAAACUUCCAGCGACGAGAAAAAAAAGCACAAGCACAAGAGGAAAAAGAAAAGCUCCAAACACAAAAAGCGCAAGAAACGCUCCAGAAAGGACGAUUCGUCUGACAGUGACAGGAAGUGAAUUGCCAGUGAUCGAAAAAUUUAAUUCCGAUUUCGAAGAAUUGCAACAAAUUUUCCUCGCGAUUGCAUGGUUCCACGUGCGAGAAACUUCUACAUUCAUUCUAUAGUUCCGUUUGUCAUUGAAUAUUAAACAGUGUUAUACAUGACAAACAAUAAGUGUGUUUAUUUACAUAUUUAUGAUGAUGAUGUAGCAGACUUUAGUAUUUCUAUUUUACAGCUAGUAUCUCUAUUUUACAGCUGUUUUGUUUUUUUAAGUCAUUAUAUUUAUGUAAGUAAAUAUAUAUACACGAACGUAUAUACAU
This is a messenger RNA of Pseudomyrmex gracilis, 1216 nucleotides long. RefSeq names its product protein SREK1IP1-like. Gene Ontology annotation, molecular function: zinc ion binding; nucleic acid binding. Lineage: Eukaryota; Metazoa; Arthropoda; Insecta; Hymenoptera; Formicidae. The record is from RefSeq and is a predicted model, not a curated record. The coding region runs from base 346 to 915 and encodes 189 amino acids. The transcript has 2 exons.